AGCGGGAAGCGGCGCGGGGUCCCUGGAAGCGACCGGGGAAGCCUCCUGAGCCCCGGGGAGAAUUUUUUGAUGGCUUCUUGUUUGAAGAAUCUCCAGCUGCUCUGAUGAUAGCCUAAGAAGACUACAUGCUGUUCGCUCUUAAUGCCCAGCCAGGCCCACUCAGAACCUCAGAUCUCUGUCCUUAAUGGAGACGGGGCCCCAGCAGGAAUGGCAGUGCAGGAAAUUGGCACCCAGAUGGUUCCUCCACGUGAAGUCGUCUCAGGCUGUGGGCUGACUAGAGAACACCUGGUAGCCAGGUUAGCCUGCCGUCAGUCACCCAGGGCAGGGCAGCAUGGUGUGGAUUCAGAGGAGGAAGGUUUUGGCAUCUUGCCUGUGCAUCACGGCUGCCGUCUUUCUGCUUGUCACACUCCAGGUAGUGGUUGAGCUGGGGAAAUUCGAAAGGAAGAAGUUUAAAAAUUCCCGUUUACAAGAUGGACAUUCAGAAAUGGAGGAAGUACCGCAACGUCUCCAUUCGUUCCUUACGAAAGAAGCGCUGGUCUGGAACAGGCUAAAACCCUUGGAAAGCGCUGGCUAUCCCGUCAUGCUGUGGUGGUCCCCGCUGACCGGGGAGACUGGAAGGUUGGGCCAGUGUGGAGCCGACGCUUGUUUCUUCACCAUCAACCGGACCUACCUGCACCACGACAGGACCAAAGCCUUCCUCUUCUAUGGUACUGACUUUAACAUAGAUAGCUUACCUCUACCUAGAAAAGCCCAUCAUGACUGGGCCCUUUUUCAUGAAGAGUCCCCGAAAAACAAUUACAAACUCUUCCACAAGCCGGUCAUCACCUUGUUCAACUACACGGCCACCUUCAGCAGACACUCCCACUUGCCACUAACCACCCAGUACUUGGAGGGCAUAGAAGUCCUGAAGUCACGCCGCUACCUGGUUCCUCUGCAGUCCAAAAACAACCUUAGGAAAAGACUUGCCCCUCUGGUGUACGUACAGUCGGACUGUGACCCACCCUCAGAUAGGGACAGCUAUGUCCGCGAGCUGAUGACUUACAUAGAGGUUGACUCCUACGGUGACUGUUUACGCAACAAAGACCUCCCUCCUCAGCUGAAAGGUCCGGUCUCCAUGGAUGCUGACGGCUUUUACAGGAUCAUCGCCCAGUAUAAGUUUAUCCUUGCUUUUGAGAAUGCCGUGUGUGACGACUACAUUACCGAGAAGUUAUGGAGGCCACUGAAACUGGGGGUGGUCCCUGUAUAUUACGGAUCCCCCAGCAUCGUGGACUGGCUUCCAAGUAACAAAAGUGCUAUUCUCGUAUCUGAAUUUUCUCACCCCAGAGAGCUGGCAAGUUACAUCAGACGACUGGAUUAUGAUGACAGAUUGUAUGAGCCCUACGUAGAAUGGAAGCUGAAGGGUGAGAUCUCUAACCAGAGACUUGUGACAGCUCUGAGGGAACGGAAGUGGGGUGUGCAAGACACCAACCAGGACAAUUACAUCGAUGCCUUUGAGUGUAUGGUGUGCACCAAGGUGUGGGAUAAUAUCCGGCUUCAGGAAAAGGGCUUACCACCCAAAAGGUGGAAGGCGGAGGCCACCCAUCUGAGCUGCCCGGAGCCGACAGUGUUCCCUUUCUCAGCACCCCGGGCCCCACGCGGGGGCUCUUUGCGGGAGAUGUGGAUACCAAGCUUUGAACAAUCCAAGAAAGAAGCCCGGGCACUGAGGAGGCUGGUGGAUAGGAAUCAAAAUUUCUCAGCUCAGGAGUUUUGGGCCCUAGUAUUCAAGGACUGAUUUCAAGAAAGUAUCAGAGUGACAUAGACUAGAGUCUUCUUGAGGUUUAUUUUCUGGGUUGCCUUAAUAUUCAGACAUACCAGCUAUUCUGUUGACUAUCCAUUAGGAUAAGAAUUGAUUGCUGCAGAACUCACCCCGAGCCCUAUCAAAGAACAGAUGAUGAAUUACCCUUAGGGGUCACCUCUCUAUUUUUUAUACUAAAAAAGGAAAUAUUUCUUACGGGCUCUGGUUAUCUUCUGUUUACGUGUCUGGACUCACACGCUUGCUGCCUUGUGGGGAACUUCACCUGGUUUAGAGCGAGCACUUUGCUCACACACAGGAGGCAGAGGAUCUGGCCGAGGUUCCCUGGUCCUCACUUCACUCUCAACAGCAGAUUGGUCUUUGGCAAGCCCAGUGUCCUGAUGCUGAGCACAAA
Messenger RNA from Otolemur garnettii (small-eared galago), 2186 nucleotides. RefSeq names its product fucosyltransferase 10 (gene POFUT3). The record is from RefSeq and is a predicted model, not a curated record. Gene Ontology annotation, molecular function: alpha-(1->3)-fucosyltransferase activity. Gene Ontology annotation, cellular component: Golgi membrane. NCBI's taxonomy places the organism in Eukaryota, Metazoa, Chordata, Mammalia, Primates, Galagidae. The transcript has 5 exons. The coding region runs from base 332 to 1771 and encodes 479 amino acids.